UGAUUAGGAUAUGUCAGGGUUGUCAGGGCAACUGUUAACGGCAGCAUUAUCAUAUUUUCCCCUCUCUGCUGUGUGCUGGAUAUUUUACCGUGUGGUAGCAAGAAGAAGAUUGGGAAAAGGUGCUGCUGCCGGAAGGAGAAGCCGGGAUCUAAUUGAAAAGACAAGUAGCAGCGGUAUGCCUGGAUCAGCUACAGCUAUCCGACAAGACAGACUGAAGAAGACCAAUGCAAGGCCAAUUCCCCUUGGUUUAUUCACCAUUAAUGAGGAAGACGAACAGCAAAAGAAUGGAAAUUCUGGAAGACAGAAAGCGCCUGACAACUACAAAGUGCAAGAUAAGAAAACUGCCUCCAACCGCCUCUCCUCUGCAACUUCAGGACCAAAUAGCAGCCACUCAGGAAGUAAACCAGACCCUACGCCUGUGCUACGGGUUGAUGACCGGCAGCGGUUGGCCCGGGAGCGACGUGUGGAACGAGAAAAACAGCUAGCUGCCAGAGAAGUAGUCUGGUUAGAAAGAGAAGAGCGCGCCAGGCAGCACUAUGAGAAGCACCUGGAAGAGCGGAAGAAGAGGCUGGAAGAACAGCGGCUCAAGGAGGAGCGCAGGAGGGCGGCCGUGGAGGAGAAGCGGAGGCAGAGGCUGGAGGAGGACAAGGAACGCCAUGAAGCUGUUGUGCGGCGCACGAUGGAGAGGAGCCAGAAGCCACGACAGAAGCACAACCGGUGGUCGUGGGGAGGCUCUCUCCAUGCAAGCCCCAGCAUCCACAGUGCAGAUCCAGACAGGCGGUCAGUUUCCACCAUGAAUCUUUCGAAACAUGUUGAUCCCGUCAUUAGCAAGCGGCUCUCCUCCUCAUCUGCAACUUUAUUAAAUUCUCCAGAUAGAGCUCGCCGUCUGCAGCUCAGCCCAUGGGAGAGCAACGUUGUUAACAGACUCCUGACGCCUACACAUUCAUUCCUGGCCAGAAGUAAAAGCACAGCCGCCUUGUCUGGAGAUGCAGUUAUCCCCAUUUGUCCUCGUUCAGCAUCUUGCAGCCCCAUCAUCAUGCCCUUCAAAGCUGCACACUCUAGAAAUCCGACAGAUCGACCAAAACUCUUUGUAACACCACCCGAGGGCUCUUCGCGCAGGAGGACCAUUCAUGGCACAGCGGGGUAUAAAAAGGAGAAAGAAAGAGAAAAUGUACCCUUCCACCUUACAUCUGGCGUCCGACGGGCUCCAUCUCCAUCUAAUCCCAGAGCAAGAUCAACAGCUCCCUCUCGCCUUUGGCUCCCGUGGAGGUCCUUUCCUCAUUUGCCUGGCACACCCAGACCGGCCUCCACCUUGCCCGCUGGCUCACUCAAAGCUGCUCCUGCUCAGGUCCGGCCCCCAUCCCCUGGCAACAUCCGCCCCAUCAAGAAAGAAGUCAGAGUGGAGCCUGAGAAAAAAGACCCCGAGAAAGAACCUCAGAGAGUUGCCAGUGAGCCUUCACUGAAGGCCAAAGCACUUUUAGUGAAGGUACCAGAAGCCACAGUUGAAGAGAGAACACCUGUGGAAACAGAAGCCAACCCUGCUGGUCCAGCUGUGGCCCCAGCUCAGGAUUCGGCCCCCACCCCAGCCUCAACCGUAGCGCCCUCACCCACGGUGACUGCCAGUGCUUCUCCCAAGACUUCUGCAGGUACCACCGACCCAGAAGAGGCCACGAGGCUGCUGGCUGAGAGGAGGCGGCUGGCCCGAGAGCAGAGAGAGAAGGAGGAAAGGGAGAGGAGGGAGCAGGAAGAGCUGGAAAGACAAAAGAAAGAGGAAUUGGCUCAAAGGGUGGCUGAAGAGAGAACUCGACGUGAAGAAGAGUCCCGACGGCUGGAAGCUGAGCAAGCCAGGGAGAAGGAAGAGCUGCUGCGCCGACAAGUGGAAGAGCGAGAACAGCGCCAACGGGAGGAGAUGGAGCGUGUCCAGAGACAGAAAGAAGAAGAAGCUCGUGUUCGCGAAGAAGCAGAGAGGGUCCGGCAGGAACGAGAGAAGCAUUUCCAGAGAGAAGAACAGGAGCGCCUGGAGAGGAAGAAGCGACUUGAGGAGAUUAUGAAAAGAACCAGGAGAACAGAAGGGACAGAUAAGAAAACAAUUGAUCAGAGAAAUGGUGAUUUAGCCAAGGGAGCUCUCCCUGGAGGAACAGAGGUGUCUGCACUUCCAUGUAUGACAAACUCUCCAGGAAAUGGAGAACCAGUGGCCAGCCCACAUGUGGUUACCUCAUCCCAGUCAAAAGUGACCACGGAGAGCACUCCCAAUUUGGAAAAACAGCCAAAUGAAAAUGGAGUAUCUGUUCAGAAUGAAAAUUUUGAAGAAAUUAUAGACUUGCCCAUUGGAUCUAAACCAUCCAGAUUAGAUGUCACCAAUAGUGAGAGCCCAGAAAUUCCUUUGAAUCCAAUUUUGGCCUUUGAUAAUGAAGGGACACUUGGGCCCCUGCCUCAGGUAGAUGGUGUUCAAACACAGCAGACCGCAGAAGUUAUAUAAGCAUUUCUUCUGAAGAACCAAAGCAGAAAUUUAAUAAGAAUUUCUACAAUUAAUGGAAUUCCCUUCACGCUAUCAAGGAGCAUCCCCCUCUUCCAGUUUUCUAAAGACUUCUUGACCGUCAUUUUGAAAAGACUUUAUUAAAACCAGUUACAGACAACAGACCGGGUAGCUUUUCUAAUAAUUUUCAUCAAUAGAAAGAAAGAAAUGCUCCUCAUUCUUCAAUACUUUAAAUAACUUUCUCUGGUUGCUCCUUCUUAGCAAAUCAAUAUUUUUUCUGCAUUCUUUAAAAGACAAGAACAUUUGGCUAUUAUAAAAGAAAUGGGCUGACUAGGCAUGAUUUUUUUUCAUAUAGAUAUUUUGGUCUUAAAAGCUUAACAUGUAAAAUUGACAAAUUUUACCUUUUACAAUGUAAUACUUGAAAAAUAAGUACCUCUUUGCUCUACAAGUAGAAUGAAUAGGAGAGAGUGACAUUAAGCCUGUUUGUUAUUAUUGCAAAGAGCUCUAUUUGUAGAGGCAAAUUCUAGGCAGAUGACCAGGUUCUUAUAAAUGCAUCUUGUACAUGGACAUUCUUUAAACCCAGCUGGCACAUUCUUCUUGCAACUCUUUUUGCAAACACAUACGAAAAAGUUUUCAAAUGUGAAAAGAUACUAUUUUUUCAGAGCAAGGAAAUAAUUUCUUGUCCUCUUAAAGUAUUUAUAAAGCUUUUCCACAUAACUAAUCAAAUAAAUUAGAACAAUGUGACAACACUGGAAAUUUGAUUUAUUAGAUGCAUCCCUUCUAAUGUUGCCGUGAGAGAAUGUUACUGAUGAUUCAGGGCUAUUUCUGAAGUCUGUAUGUUGCUGCUGUCCCCAGUGAUGGUGGGACUUAUCUUUGCCUUACCUGAUUACAAAUUAUGUGGGGGAGGGGGAAUAAAGAUUUAAUAUUUCUUUAGAUAAAAAAAGAAUUUGGUUUUGCUCGUUUAAGAGCAGUGAAAAAACGAUGGAAUGUUGACUGUGUUUGGUGCACAGGACACGGACCUUCAUGGAAGUCCUCAGUCUGCGUAGCGUCCAUCAGCUUUUCACCUUCAUUCUUGUUCGUCACUUCUGCUGCUGAGCCUCGCUGUACAAACUUGCACUUUCAUUUGCUAAUAUAAAUUUGGUUUUAUUUUACCAUUUUAGAGACUACUAAUGAUUAAAUGUAGAAGAGGAAACACAUGUUUUUAUGUGGAGUGUUUAAAAAGAUAAAUUUAUAUCAUUAUGAUGUGUUGGUUUUAUUAAAAGAGGGAUUGGGUAAUCU
Molecule: messenger RNA, 3754 nt
Organism: Nycticebus coucang (slow loris)
Lineage: Eukaryota; Metazoa; Chordata; Mammalia; Primates; Lorisidae
Gene: MAP7
Product: microtubule associated protein 7
Exons: 19
Coding region: 11-2479 (822 amino acids)
Biological process (GO): microtubule cytoskeleton organization
Cellular component (GO): microtubule cytoskeleton
Source: RefSeq, a predicted model, not a curated record